Molecule: messenger RNA, 1632 nt
Organism: Aspergillus mulundensis
Lineage: Eukaryota; Fungi; Ascomycota; Eurotiomycetes; Eurotiales; Aspergillaceae
Product: putative xylosidase/arabinosidase
Exons: 1
Coding region: 1-1632 (543 amino acids)
Biological process (GO): carbohydrate metabolic process
Molecular function (GO): hydrolase activity, hydrolyzing O-glycosyl compounds
Source: RefSeq, a predicted model, not a curated record
AUGGCGCAUCGAAAUCCCAUCAUCCCCGGAUUUGCCCCGGACCCCUCGGUCGUCCGGAUCGACAAGACCUUCUACCUCGUCAACUCCUCCUUCCACCUCUACCCUGGGCUGCCCAUCUUCGCCUCUAGGGAUCUUGUUUCCUGGAGGCACAUCGGCAACGCCAUCCACCGGCCAACACAGCUCAGCCUCGCGCAAUCCGGCACAAGCCUGAACCCAGGGCCUGGCGAAUCCAGCGAGAAAGCGCCCGCUACCGGGGGCCUGUACGCGCCGACAAUCCGCCAUCACAAGGGUAUGGCAUACAUCGUCUGCACAAACGUCAUCUACGAUGCAAGCAGGGACACGGGAGACUGGGCUUCUGGCCUCUCAUUUCAGAACUUCAUUGUCUCCACACCAGAUAUAUGCGUUGGGCAGUGGAGCGACCCCGUCUUCUUUGACUUCCACGGCAUCGACCCAGAUCUCUUCUUCGACGACGACGGACGCGCCUACAUCGCAGGCUCCUCCUGGUCUCCCUCGCCUUCCUGCUGCAUCAGCUGCUUUGAGAUCAACGUAUCCACGGGUCGGAAGUUGAGCGAGGAAAGACCACUAUGGCGCGGCCACAGCCAAAUCAUCCCAGAGGGACCGCAUAUCUACAAACGCAAUGGAUCCUACUAUCUCCUGAUCGCAGAGGGCGGCACCCACGACGGCCACUGCGUCGCCGUCGCCCGCGCAGAAAGCAUCUGGGGCCCGUACGCAUCGUGUGCCCAGAACCCCAUCCUCAAACCAACCAACGCACUCGAUCCGUCUGUCUACGCUCACUACAACGGACACGGGGAUCUCGUCCAGGAUCCAAGUGGUGCCUGGUGGCUGGUCUGUCUGGGCGUACGCAGGGAUCGCGCCGGACGCAUGGUCCUGGGCCGCGAGACCUUUCUGACCCCCGUGAACUGGCCGGGCAAUCAAACCUGGCCGCAAAUCCAACAGCCGAUUCCGCGGACGAUUUGCGGAACAGCAAGUGACAAGGACAGUGAGGGAUUCCUACCGUCGCGCCAUAUCGAGGCCGUCCCGUCGCCAUUCUCACCAAGGCUGGACUUGGUUUGGGUCCGGAACCCCGAUCUCAAACGGUGUCGGAUUUCGGCCGACGGGAAGAUGAUAUCUCUUUUCCCGUCGCAGACGGAUCUGGGGCAGUGCACUGGGUGCCCGACUUCGUUUGUUGGGCGUCGGCAGCGUCGCUUGGAAGGGGUUGCGACAGCUUGUCUGGUGAAUCCGCCGAUGUCUGACGACGCUGGGGAUGCGAAAAUGGGGCUGGCCUAUUACAAGGAUGAGCAUCGCUAUGCAAGGAUUAUGUAUGAGCCUAGUGCGAAAACGGUGACCUUCGAGGUGGUGAAUUGGGCGAAGAAUCCACCUAUUUCGAGGAACAAAAGGCUGGCAGUUGACUUUACACCACCGACGAGGGUGCAGUUCCAAAUACUCUAUACGGAGCAGCUGAUUCACUUUCUUUAUCGGGUGAACGAAGGUGUCGGGCGGGAAGGAUGGCGUUCAUGCGGUCUUGUUGACACACUCGAAAUGACGGGGCAUGACUUCACGGGGCCGGUCAUUGGCGUAUUUGCAACAGGUACUGAAGAGGAGUGGCGUACUUUUGAAGAAGUUGAUAUCUGA